CUUGUCUCAUUUAUUUUUUAUUUUUCAAUAUCAAAUGUUUGGUUUUAUUAUUAUUAUUAUUUUUUUCCUGGACGAGUCACAUAUUUAUUAUGUACCUGUGUUCUCCCAGCUUCUGCACUUUCUCCCUCGCUUCCCCUCUUUUUCUCCUCCCCACGCCUGGGAUCGUUCUCUCCAGCUACCCACCUAUCCCCGGAGAGUACCGCCAGACUCAUCGACACUCAAGCACUCAUCCGGCAGGAUUCUUGCAAUCCCUUCCCGCCGUUGCUCUAUUGCCGGUCUUCCUCGAUUGCCAUGAGCUCCAACCCUCAGGCGUCAAACCAUGACGCCGAGAAGAACCAUCCUUCCGUACCCACAAAAAUCAGCUUCUUCCGCGAAAUCUUCGACCAGGGCGUCGUCACCCAGGACGUUCUGAAUUAUCCAUAUCCCGGCUCCGGCACCGAGGAAGAUCCUUAUGCCGUGACAUGGAUCCCCGACACUGAUCCCCGCAACCCCAUGCUCUACAGCCCAGUGAAGAAAUGGACGCUCACUUUCACUGUUGGUAUUGCUACUUUGGCUGUGGCCUUCGUCUCAUCUGCCUAUACCAGUGCCGUGGAGACCAUGAUGGAGGAAUUCCAUGUUGGUCAAGAGGUCAUUACCCUUGGCGUGUCGCUCUUCGUCGUCGGUUUUGCCGUCGGUCCGCUCUUGUGGGCUCCUCUGAGUGAGAUGUUCGGCCGUCAGAUUCUCUUCUUUGGUACCUAUGCUGCGCUUACUGCAUUCAACGCUGGCAUUACUGGUUCCAAGAAUAGCUGGACCAUGAUUAUUCUUCGCUUCUUUGCUGGUUCUUUCGGAUCCUCCCCGCUGACAAAUGCCGGAGGUGUCAUUGCCGAUAUGUUCCCUGCUGCCCAGAGAGGCAUUGCCAUGAGUCUUUUCGCGUCUGCUCCCUUCCUGGGUCCUGCUCUCGGCCCCAUCUGUGGUGGAUUCCUGGGUGUGGGUACGAGAAACUGGAAGUGGGUGAUGGGAUUUCUUGCCAUUUUCUCCGGCGUCGUCUGGAUCGUUGGCUCUCUUACAGUCCCCGAGACUUAUGCUCCGGUCCUUCUUCGCCGUCGUGCAGAGCGGCUGUCUAAGCUCACCGGUAAGGUCUACCGGAGCCACAUGGAUAUCCAGAAUGGCAAAGUUUCCCUGCAGAAGGCCUUUAAAGUUGCGCUUUCUCGUCCGUGGAUUCUGUUGCUCAUGGAGCCCAUCGUGUUCCUGCUCUCGUUGUAUCUGGCGAUUGUCUAUGGGACUCUGUACAUGCUGUUCGAGGGCUUUCCCGAAGUCUUCCAAGUCACUCGCCAUUGGAACGCAGGUGUUGGCAGUCUUCCCUUCCUUGCCAUUACCGUUGGCAUGGUUUUUGCCGUCGUUUAUUCGAUAUUUGACAACAAAAGAUACGUCCGGAUCUCGCAGAAGCACAAUGGCUUUGCACCCCCGGAAGCACGUCUGCCACCCUCCAUGCUUGCUUCAAUUGCGCUACCUAUCGGCCUGUUCUGGUUUGCGUGGACCAACUACACCUCCAUCCACUGGAUUGUCUGCAUUAUUGCAACCGCACCGUUUGGUUUCGGCAUGGUGCUCGUCUUCCUGAGUAUCUUCAACUACCUGAUCGAUUCAUACACCAUCUUCGCUGCGUCUGUGCUCGCUGCAAACUCUGUGUUGCGUUCACUGUUUGGAGCUGCGUUCCCCUUGUUCACCACUUACAUGUAUAAAAAUCUGGGCAACCACUGGGCCUCGUCGAUCCCGGCAUUCUUAGCGGUGGCCUGUGUGCCAUUCCCGUUCCUGUUUUACAAGUACGGUGCACAGAUCAGGAAGCGCUGCAAGUAUGCCGCUCAGUCCGAAGAAUUCAUGCGGAAACUGCAGAUGCAAAUGCAAGCCGCGCCGCAGCCUGAGGAAGAGGAGGCAGCCAAGGAGGAAGAGGCCGUGUACGACCGUACUGAGGCUCCUGAGCCGCCAUUGCUCGAGACAGCGUCCGUGGAGUCGGAGCCUAGGAUGCAGCCGCUGCGCAGUAGAACACAGUCCAUGGCCUCGACACGGACAACUAGCACACUGCGUCGCCAAGUCACGUACGAAGGCAAUCCAUUUGACAUUGACCGUGUCAACACGCGAGACUCUGUUAAGGGGAUUUAGGGGGGUUUUUUCAAUUUAUUUGGCGUCCUCCGCCAUAAUUCAUGGGGGAGAAGUAGAUUUCUGGAAAAGGCGAAAAGGGUUAUUCGGAUAACGGCCUUGAAGCCGCAUGUUAACAUAUAAACAGCAUAGUACGAUAGUUAAUUAUGAUAAUAAUAGAUGCAUUGAUUGACG
This is a messenger RNA of Monascus purpureus, 2307 nucleotides long. NCBI's taxonomy places the organism in Eukaryota, Fungi, Ascomycota, Eurotiomycetes, Eurotiales, Aspergillaceae. The record is from the annotation of a GenBank genome assembly.